This is a messenger RNA of Bradysia coprophila, 4216 nucleotides long. It is a transcript of the gene Gbs-70E, whose product is annotated as Glycogen binding subunit 70E. Gene Ontology annotation, molecular function: protein phosphatase 1 binding; glycogen binding. Gene Ontology annotation, cellular component: protein phosphatase type 1 complex. The record is from RefSeq and is a predicted model, not a curated record. NCBI's taxonomy places the organism in Eukaryota, Metazoa, Arthropoda, Insecta, Diptera, Sciaridae. Gene Ontology annotation, biological process: regulation of glycogen biosynthetic process.
ACAAAAUUCUAAUAAUCGUUUUUACUUUUAACAAAUUCAGUCUUCGAUAACUGGUCGAGGUGGUUAGACGUGUGUGCGCAAAGCAAAACAAAUUUUCUUUUUUAAGUUUCUCUCCUUUCGAUUCGUGGCGAUGAUGUUGUUUUAAAUAGAUUGAUCAUAAUUCUGUCGGUUGUGUUAACGCUGUUGAAGUCAUUUAAUGAUUUUGUUUGUCUUUCUAUUAUGAUCAUCGGCAAAAUUAUCCCAAAAAAAAAACAUUUAUUGAUCCGGGCGACAAAGUAAAUUUAUAGUUAGAAGUAUAGCAUAACGCAUGUUUGAAGUGAACACAAAUAAGAAAAAGAACUCAUACACAACACGAGCAUCGUCUAAGGGCCUCCUAUUACAAUAGUACAACAAUUUCUUAAUUAACCGUUUCGUUCGAACACUAACACAAAAUUUCUAAUCGAAAAUUGAUAGAGUUUGUCAAUGUGCCUUUCCAUGUGCCUACCAGUGAAUAUAUGCUUGUCGAGUUUGAUAUGUUUGUGAUAUAAAUUGUUUAAAAUUGGAUUUAUUUUGGUUGAAAAGUUUCGUAUUUGUUUCGGUUAAACGUUUGAACAUGCCGUCAACAGUUAGUGUUUCAUAGAAAUUGAUUGUUUCGUUGGCGUUGCAGAGCUUUGGAGCAUUUAAUCUUUCAAUCUAUUUUUUUGAUUUUCAAGCAAGUGAAUGCCAACUGCAGUUGGUAUGCCAGCUCAUUACGACAUGCUGGUAUCACACAGUCCACCCGUUUUUAGUCAUAGUCCACCGGCAGGCUUCUUAUCCGAUUAUGGCGCAAACAGCAGGCUCUACGAUCCAUCCAGAUCUUUAUUUCGCCCACAAACGUUACGGUCACAGGCCCAAACAAAACGUUCCGUGUCAUAUCCUCUGCUAAAACCCACAACGCCGGCAACAGUUCCAAUUCGAUCGUGUUUAGUAAUCAAGACAGAGUCCAUAGACACAACCGAUUCAUCGUACACAAAUGGAAAAGCGAAAAAGAGGGUGGUUUUUGCGGAUGACUAUGGCCACGCUUUGACCGAAAUUCGAAUCAUGUCAGAACCAUCAAACGUACCGCCACUGUGGAGUUUGGAAUUCUUGUCGCAAGUUACACGAGGUAUGACUAGUCCCAAUCCACCGGAACAAUGGGCCGUCCAGUUCCGGCAACCAGCAUCCGAUUACUUAGAAUUUAAACGGAAAUUAGACAGUAAAAAUGUAUCGUUGGAAAAUGUGAUAGUGAAAGAAACGGAAUCGGUUGUGGUUGGAACGAUAAAAGUACGAAAUUUGAGUUUUCACAAAGAAGUCAUUGUUAGAACAUCGUGGAACGAUUGGCAAAGUCAGGAAGACACAUUUUGUACUUACUCGCAGAUUGUCGGCUCUAGUGGAGCGUAUGUCAUCUACGACACGUUCUCAUUUAAAUUAACACUUCCACCAUCGAGUAACCGGAAAUUGGAGUUCUGCGUAUGUUUCCGUUGUGAUGGCAAAGAAUAUUGGGACAAUAAUGACGGCAAAAACUAUGCAAUCGUCAAACGUACCACCAACUAUUCAGCAGAUCAAUCACAAAGUUUAGACCUGGCCACUAAUCCUGAAACAAAUAAAGCGGCCAGCGCACCAAUUGGAAUUCCUAACAAAUAUGCGGAUUUAACUCAAGCCAAAGUGGCCUCGUGGUCGGAAUUCGCUUCGUGGAAUCAUUUGGAAAAUAAUUGCCCGUAUUGGUGAUGCCACAUGCAUUCGUUUCAUCGUUGAUGAUUUCAAGCAACUGUAUCCAGUCAUUCGUUUUAUAUAAACAAAAAGUUAAAUAAUUAAUUGAAUCCAUGACAAUCAAGGAAUAAUUUUUAAUACAAAAACCACACAACAAAAACGGCGAUCUAAAAUGGCAGCGAAGAAGCGUUUAAAGAAUUUUUGUUUCGUGAAAAAUGUAAAUACCAAAAUGAGGAGAAAAUUGUGCAAUAGUUGUGUAAGUUUAAAGAGACUACAAUUGCGUAAGUGUUAAGGGAAAUGAGAGGAAGGAGAGAGGAGGAGGAGAGAUAAAAAGCUAAUCAAAAUGAUCGAGUCGAGUGUAGUAGAGGACGUUGAUGGUUUUAGCGCCUAUUUAUUUUACUUUUAGAGAGAAAAUGUUAAUUUGAAAAGACUUUACAAAAAUGAUGAUUUUCUGUUUAAUUUUUCUAUUAUUAUUCCUAUAUUGAUGUUAGAUCGAUCGAUUAACUCAACAAAUUGCCAACGUUUUUCCAUUUUUAAAUAAAAUCGCGACACGUAGGAGCAUUUAUCUCUUAAAACACCAUUUUUAAAAUGAAAAUGAAAAACUAUUUUGUAUUGGACAGCAUAUUGGGACACGUUGUUGUAUGUUUCAUUUAGAUAUGUUUUGUUUGUCAUUUUAUUUCUUUUUUAUGUCUUUAUUGUUCAAAUUAGUUUUUUUUAGAAGAAGACAUUGUGACCGACGGUUUUUUCGAGAUGUUAUAGAGUCCAAUACACAAAUGUUAGGGAAAAUGAGCAAUUUGUUAACUGAAUAAAAUUGAAUAAAAAAAAGUAAAACAAAAAAUAAUUAAGAAAAAAUUAUAUCCAAAUAAGUAAAGCACUGCUGGUCAGGGUGUAACGGUUAAGAAAAAUUAAAAUUUUACAUGCUUCAAGGUCUCAGAACCGCAUAUCAAACAGCGACAUCUUUCUUCUCGAACAAUGCAACCGCAAGUAGAACGUACAGACGAAUGACUUAAAUUCUGCGUACGAGAUUUAGUAUUUGGGACUAACCAACGCACAGCGUUUGACAAUGACAUGAAAAGUAUCUUUAAUCACUAAGCCAAUGGAAAAUUAAGCACUACUUCAUUCGUUUGAGCGUUGAAACUCAAUUCACUGGGCUUGGUGAGCAAAAUACUAUUAAUUGUUACUAUACUUACCAAAUUCCUGCAAAAAGAAAUAUUUUGUCAUUUUAAACUGCGUCGAUUUCUGCACCUUUCGGCAUGUAAAGCAUAAUAUAAUCCUCGGGAAAAAGAUGAAAAUUCCAGUUGUCGAGCGGUUACUGAUUGUCGGCAUUCCUAUCAUCUGAUUGCGAUAACUUGAAUUUUCAACUUUCCUCCCUAACAUUUAUGUAAAAUAAUUAAUCUAAUGUUCCAUCAUCACGAUACAAAAACUGCUGUGGAUUGCAGUUCACUGAUUCAAGUGCGGAUUCAAAGAAAUGAUAACAGAAUGCACUAUUGUUGAUUCAAUGGCGCCAUCUGUUAUUAUUUCUCCGAAUUCAUGAAUUCUUCACUGUGUGCCUGUGUGCCUUGUGCAUAUAAUUUAUGUAAAAAUUGUACGAAGGCUCGAAAAGAAUAUUCAGACUUUUAUUUUCGUGUUUAAGAACUAUUUUAUUGCAAUACUAUUAUAUACUCCAAUCUAAAUAAUAAUAAGACUGAAAUGAAAUAACGAAAAUGGCAGCUAAUCCAAUUAUCACGUAUAUGUAUAGCUGGCUUCGCUUUCGAUUCUGCAAAGAUUGAAAUUAAUUUUUUAAGCUGUUUUCUGUUUAGUUUUAAUUUUGUAUACAUAAACCGUAUCAGAUGCGUCGCCACUGAUCGAUUCUAUCAUUGAUUGAAGUUCGAUCGAAAAGGAAGAUAAUGCGACAAAACAACGAACAUUUCCAUCAGCGAACUUUGCUAUUUUUGUGUUUCGCAAGCACGUAGAGUUCUCUUUGCAUGCCAAGGAACGAAAGUAUCUAUUUUCAACCCUCAAAGCAGGGAAAAUUUACUUUGGCAUGCAAGAAUUUUAUUCACUCCACAAAUACAGCCACUGAUUCAAAAAGAGAUCUUCACAGGUGCAAUGACGCAUUUGACAGCUGUUACUGUAAGUUUUCAAUAUUUGAAUUUUUUGGCGCACUAAUAGGGCGUGAAUGGGGAACAAGAAGAAAGUGAUUUAUCUAGACGAGAGUGUGACUACAAAUCCACGGCAUCGGCUCGUUUAAAAGCUUAUUUCUUACUUGUUGAAAACGACUAGUGAAAGUGAACCGGUACGUAAUGUACCGUCAUCGACAGAAGGAAACAUUUUAAUUUGUUUCGUGAGAAUUCAGAGAUUCUGACUUCUCGUUUGAAGUGGAAAUAUUUUCUUUUCUUUUUUGUUAAUUUUGUUAAUUAUUUUUGAUAAGAAAGGAAGUUAUAGUUACUUUAAGUACCUACUAUACCUACAAUUUGUACGAAAAAAAUUUGUUAUUUUAAUACAAUAAAAUGUGCAUAACGUUACAAAA